Molecule: messenger RNA, 1930 nt
Organism: Gymnogyps californianus (California condor)
Lineage: Eukaryota; Metazoa; Chordata; Aves; Accipitriformes; Cathartidae
Gene: SGTB
Product: small glutamine rich tetratricopeptide repeat co-chaperone beta
Exons: 11
Coding region: 48-962 (304 amino acids)
Biological process (GO): post-translational protein targeting to endoplasmic reticulum membrane
Cellular component (GO): membrane; TRC complex
Molecular function (GO): molecular adaptor activity; protein binding
Source: RefSeq, a predicted model, not a curated record
GGCUCGCCGCGUCUCGCACGACAUAGGAGAAACUCAUCAAUUUCAAAAUGUCGUCAGUCAAACGCUUGGUUUAUGCAGUCAUCCAGUUCUUGAGAGAGCAGAGUCAGAUGGAUACUUUCACUGCAGAUGAACAAGAAAGCUUGGAAGUUGCAAUUCAGUGUCUGGAGACUGUGUUUAAGAUUAACCUGGAAGAUACUCAUCUUGCACCUCCACAGCUUUUGACAGAAAUAUUCACAAAUUCUUUUCACAAGAAUGACGUGCUGCCUCUCUCAGAUUCUUUACCAGAGGAUGUUGAAAAGGCUGACCAACUGAAGGAUGAAGGUAAUAAUCAUAUGAAAGAAGAAAAUUACGGUGCUGCAGUGGCUUGUUAUUCUAGGGCUAUAGAACUGGAUCCAAACAAUGCGGUCUAUUACUGCAACAGGGCUGCUGCUCAAAGUAAGCUCAACAACUACAGUGAUGCAAUAAAGGACUGUGAGAGAGCCAUAGCAAUAGAUCCAAAGUACAGCAAAGCAUAUGGGAGAAUGGGGUUGGCUCUGACCUCAGUGAAUAAAUAUGAAGAAGCAGUUACCAGUUACCAAAAAGCACUGGAUCUUGAUCCAGAGAAUGACUCUUAUAAAUCAAAUUUGAAAAUAGCAGAACAGAAAUUAAGAGACAUGUCCAGUCCUACUGGAACUGGACUGAGUUUUGACAUGGCAAGCUUGAUAAACAAUCCUGCCUUCAUUAGUAUGGCAGCAAGCUUAAUGCAGAAUCCUCAAGUUCAACAAUUGAUGUCAGGGAUGAUGUCAAACGCCAUUGGUGGCCCUGCGGCGGGUGUUGGUGGCCUGUCAGAUUUGUCCAGCCUGAUCCAUGCGGGGCAGCAGUUUGCACAACAGAUACAGCAGCAGAAUCCAGAGCUCAUAGAGCAACUGAGAAAUCAUGUCCGGAGCAGGUCUUUCAGUGGCAGCACUGAAGAGCAUUCCUGACUUAAAGGAGGCAUGUGAAUUGGAAUGGUAUAUAACCCCAAAAAUGCAUACCAUAGUUAGUAGCAAAAGCACCAUUGUAACUCUUCUGCUUGAAUAGAAGACAGAAAAUUCUCUGUGCGUGUUUGCAAACAAGAAUAAAUCUGUUAAACAGAUCUAUUGCACAUAACUUGGAACAUAUCGUUUAUGUAUAGUUACUCCUCUGAAAAUUAAUACACUAAAUAGGUGGUUUAUUAAACUCCCUAAGUACAAGUAAUUUUCAGUAUGUGCAUUAGAUUGAUCUCCAGGGCCACUGAGUGGGGAGGAGUUUUGUAGUGGGCUGAUCUUGCAUAACAGCUUAAUUCUAAAAUCCUAGUGUAAAAGCCACGUUAUUCUUAUGGUGAAAAUCAUUAUGGCUGUACUCUGUCAAAUAUUGACACAGUAGGCCCAUCUGAUGUGCCCUUUAAUAAUGAGCAUAAAUCAGUGUUGGAGUAUACUUAAAACUAAUGCUUGAAAAGUCUGUUUCUUCAAGCCUGUGAAGGGGCUAUCAUUAGUAACAUGAAAUAUUAUUUUUCAACUUCAUUGGGCAGGAGGGAGGGAGAUGAUGGCAUAUGAAGGAGUACCACAAACUGUAGAGAAAGAGAAGACACUAAUCCUGAGUAGGAUAAUACACAGAAACCAAAACGGAACUUGGCUUGGGAAAGGAAAGAGUAUUAAGAAGUUUUAGGCUUUUCUACUGCCAUGUGUACUCUCAAAUCAUGACGGUAGCCCUGGAGGUCAACAUUAUGGCACUAUUUUCCUAGGCAUGGCAAACUGUAUUACAUUCUGUAUGUAUGCAGUAUUUAACAUAAGCUUAAAAUUCUUAAGUGUAAUAAGCUAAAACUGAUCCUGUGACUGUACAAUAAUUAGUACUGAAAAUUUAUCAAAAAAUAACUGCCUUAGAAAGAAGGAUUCUCUUUCUAUUCUUGUGUGGUAAAUCACUGGCUUAAACA